AUGAACAUUUCUACCUCAAAUAGUGGGAUCAACAAUGGUCCUAGCCACAACGGUGUGAAACGGAAGCUGAUCAUUCACAAUGUACCCAAGCCAUCGUCGGAUGAUAAAACAGUUAAUGUCCCGAUAAGCCUCACUCUUUGUAUGAUGUUCAUCUACAUCCUGAUCGGUGCCACGGUCUUUUGCAUGUGGGAGAAUCCCGAUUACAUCAAGUGGUCGUACUUCUGUUUUGUCACCUUAUCAACUAUUGGAUUCGGAGAUAUCGUUCCAGAAAGGUUAGUGCUGUGCGGUUUACAUUGCUCGCAGGAAGUGCCGUCGAUUGGAAGCAUUUUUGACGUAUCAUAG
Molecule: messenger RNA, 342 nt
Organism: Echinococcus granulosus
Lineage: Eukaryota; Metazoa; Platyhelminthes; Cestoda; Cyclophyllidea; Taeniidae
Product: Potassium channel subfamily K member
Exons: 2
Coding region: 1-342 (113 amino acids)
Biological process (GO): potassium ion transmembrane transport; stabilization of membrane potential
Cellular component (GO): membrane
Molecular function (GO): potassium ion leak channel activity
Source: RefSeq, a predicted model, not a curated record